Molecule: messenger RNA, 378 nt
Organism: Striga asiatica
Lineage: Eukaryota; Viridiplantae; Streptophyta; Magnoliopsida; Lamiales; Orobanchaceae
Source: the annotation of a GenBank genome assembly
AUGGUGGCAGAAAACUACAGUUUGGCCAAAGUGAUCGGGAACAAUUUGAGGCUGCACGAAACACCCUCGACUUACGGACAAACAUCAAAUAACACUACUGUUAGGGGCGUUGUCGGCCGGAAAAUCAACUGUCGUAAAUCGAAGUAUAACGGUGUGCCGGAAGCACAGCUGAAUAUUCCCUCUUUCACGGUCCAUCUCGGUUACAACGGACAAGAGUAUUCGAGAACAGUGACUAAUGUAGGAGAUGCCAAGUCGACUUACCGCGUUGAGAUCGAGAGUGUUCCAGGCGUGAAUGUGACGGUCAAACCUACGGAUCGAUUGCCUGGGUUUUCGGACGGCACACUGUUCGAAUUCCGGUAUCUGUCCACUUGGUCCUGA